AUGUCACCGCACUGUGCCGCACUUGACCGCAGAUACCUCUUUGAGGGCAAUCUGACAGGGCCCAUCCCCGAGUCAAUAGGAGCGCUCACCAACCUGCACGAUCUGGUACUGGUUGGCACCAGUCUCUCAGGCUCCAUUCCAGAGGCAAUCAGCCGCCUCAAGCAGCUACGAAGCUUGGAGCUGAAUGACAACAGGCUGAGUGGCACCAUUCCCGCCUGCAUUACCCACCUCACCGCACUCACCUCCCUCUACCUUGACCACAACCAGCUUACAGGAGAGCUGCCCUCCUUCCACCACAUGCCACAUCUCUCUUUGCCAUACAGUAUACAUGCUCAGAACAACUACCUCACGGCCACACCAGACCCUUCAAAUACCAGCAGCGUGUGUCUGUUCCACCACAACUGCCUUGGAGGCCACUUGAUCUUUUGCGGCCGCGGGGAGCAACAGAGGCGAGCCAGCGAGUGCCGGGCAUUCUGUGGGGCGCAGCCGCUCACCCCGCCGUGCAGCGGCCGUGGCGUGUGCUCCUUCCAGCCGGACCCCUCUCACAACAUGGCUGCCUGUGAGGAUGAGGAUGGCGAUAAGCCGCCGCCACGCUACUGUGAACCCGAGGGCCAGUGCGUCUGUGAUGAGGGGUACACGCCAGGGACAAAGGCUGGCACAUGCGUCUCCCACGUGCCUCUGCUCCUGCUCCGCCGCUUCCCUUCUCCUCUGCACACACAUCACUUCCUCCAACUCCUCUUGCUCUCCUUCCUCACCCUGCUGACACCAAUCCCCGCCACUCUCUCUUUCCCCAACCCACCCUCUGAGCCACCAGGCACUGCAGUCCUGGGGAGCCCUCUGUCCGGUCUCCAGGCGCCUCAAAACCUGCUGCUGCUGCUGCUGCUGCUGCUCAUGCUUCCACUGGCGGUGCUGCUGCUACUGGCCUUCACAGUGCCGCAGUUGCUGAGGCACCUCAGGAAUCGACCCCCCACACGCUACUUCUUUUCAAAGAGAGCCCUUGCUGCCCGGCAAGCUGCCAUGGGUGUGGAGAUCACUUGCUAG
This is a messenger RNA of Closterium sp. NIES-65, 1041 nucleotides long. Lineage: Eukaryota; Viridiplantae; Streptophyta; Zygnematophyceae; Desmidiales; Closteriaceae. The record is from the annotation of a GenBank genome assembly.